AUGCCUGGGUUACAAAAGGUCAUCAUCAUAGGCUCCGGGCCCGCCGGCCUGGCCGCGGCUCUCCGCCUAAAGGUCAAGAACGGUGUCGAGGCCGUCGUCGUGUACGAGGUGCGCGACGCGCCCACUAGCCUGGGAGGGGCCGUCAUGGUGCCGUGCAACGGCCUGAGGCUGCUCGACCGGCUCGGGCUCUACGACGAGCUGGCGCGGCGGACCGCCCUGAAAGAGUUGGCAAUACAGCCCCUCGACCCCCCGCUCACCGCCACGUUCCUGCCCGACGGCCUGUUCGUCGCCGUCGACUGCACGGCCGCCCAAGACCUCCUCUUCUGGCGAAACCCCCGCGUCCUGCUCAUCAGCGACACCGCCCACGCCGCACAGCCGCACAGCGGCCAAGGCGUGUCGGGGGCGCCGGAGGACGUGUUUCUGCUGUCUCGGCUGUUGGAGUCCGGGCCACAAUCAGAGUCUGCCACGGACCAGCUGCUGCUGCUGGAGACCGUUGAUUAUGCGCUUCGACGCCAUCCGUAGGCCUAGGGUCGACAAGUUCUACAGACUGGCGGCCGCCAGGAGCGAGGAGCGCAAGAAGACGACCGGUCGCUGGGCGCAGUGGGCCAAGGAG
Phialemonium atrogriseum is the source of this 613-nucleotide messenger RNA. RefSeq lists its product as uncharacterized. The record is from RefSeq and is a predicted model, not a curated record. Gene Ontology annotation, molecular function: monooxygenase activity; FAD binding. Lineage: Eukaryota; Fungi; Ascomycota; Sordariomycetes; Cephalothecales; Cephalothecaceae. Bases 1 to 522 code for a protein of 173 amino acids. The transcript has 3 exons.